Molecule: messenger RNA, 1367 nt
Organism: Micropterus salmoides (largemouth bass)
Lineage: Eukaryota; Metazoa; Chordata; Actinopteri; Centrarchiformes; Centrarchidae
Product: mas-related G-protein coupled receptor member A8-like
Exons: 4
Coding region: 1-1053 (350 amino acids)
Biological process (GO): phospholipase C-activating G protein-coupled receptor signaling pathway; positive regulation of Rho protein signal transduction
Cellular component (GO): membrane
Molecular function (GO): G protein-coupled receptor activity
Source: RefSeq, a predicted model, not a curated record
AUGGAAGAUUUCUUCAGUAAUAGCAGCCCACGGGACAAAAGCAAUGAUUACAGUAACAUCACCUCCAACUACCAGAAUUACAGCAAAACCACCUCGGACAACAACAAUUACAGCAACACCACCUCUGACAACAAGAAUAGCAGCAACAGCACCUCUGACUACUAUCACAACAUCAUCUUUGAAACCUAUGAAUUUAAUGGAGGAGUUGCAUCCAUCAUGAAUGUGGGGACAUACAUAAUCAUUUGUAUCGGCCUUCCUUUGACCCUCUUGGCCAUAUAUGGUCAUUAUUCUCUGGAUCUUGAUCUGGCUUUUGGGCUGGGACAAAGGGAUGAGCAGGAUAAGCAGUUGACGAUGGAUGUGAGAAGUGAUCAUGUUGCUCCGAUCUACGUCAUCAACCUUCUCAUUACCGACCUCAUCCAGCUCUGCUGCAUGAUCGUUCAGGUGGUACCACUUAAAGAUCUGAAGAUAGCUGACAUCUUCAUUGAUAUUUAUCUUUCUGCUCUGAUGGCCAGUGUUGGCUUCAUGGUCUGUGUUGCCCUGGAAAGGUAUUUGGUCAUCGCCUGCCCAAUGUGGUACCGCUUCAAACGAACCAUCAAGUUCUCUGUGGUGGUGUGUAUUGUGGUCUGGACCCUUCCUCUUUUCUUUUUCUUCAUUUUCUUAUUUGAGGUUAAUCCUAAGGUCCCACAAACUGUCUCUGGCAUUUUCCUCCUCCUUCCCUUCCCACUGCUAAUAUUCUUCCUGGUUGGGACCCUCAAAACACUGUCUGCUUCCAUCUCGGUACCCUCUGAUGAAAAACGACGAAUUGUGGGAAUUUUGGUCCUGGUGUUGCUUAAUUACACGUUGCUUUUCAUGCCCAGCAUCAUUGGGUACCUGUCAAACGAAGCAAGAAAUAACAUUACCUUCAGACAUCUGUAUGUCAUCUUUGUUAGGUUGAAUCCUCUUGCAGACUUAGUCCUGUAUGUCUUCAUGAGGAAAGGGGUCAUAGACAAGCUUUUGGCCUCUGUGUGUUGCUGCAGAAUGGACAGCAAUGAGAUCAGCAGUCCAUCAGUAUGAAUGAUGACAAUAUUUCCACAGUCAGCUUCCUGUAGGCAGAGAAAGAGGGAGAGAGAGAAAGGGGAGGAAACAGGAGGAGAAAUGGAGGCCAAUAGAAAGGAUAGAGAUACCGUCAUCUACUGAUAGGAUUUCCAAUAAGACAUCUAAGUGAAGGUAACAGGAAGCACUGUUUUAACUGGGAAAACUGAAAUGUUUUAGUAAACUUGCUCUGGUUCACUGUGAUGUAUUCAACAAAUAAAUGUGUUUUGAUUAGUUUGUAGCUGUAUUUGUUUUUGUUGUUUGGCACAAAGAAGGGCAUAUUAACAAGUCUUUAU